CUAUGGACAAGUUAACUAUACCUCCCUCUUAUUGGUGUACCUCGAAGCCUGUGUAUCUGUUAUCGUGAUUGGUUGCAGUCACCCGGCUGUUGAUGCGCUGUCAAAAAGCAAAGAGUCACAAUUCAGUGGGAGAGAGAUAGAGCGAGAAGGUCAUCAUGCAGUUUUUGGGGCGAUUUGUGUCCAACCUCUUCUCGAACCCGUACCGGGUGAAGGAGGUGCAGCUCUCAGAGUACAGCUCUGGGGGUAAAGUGCGACAGAGGGAGGAGGGCCGGAUGGUGCUGUACAGAAACCCUCCCAGCCAGUCCUGGGACUGUGUGCUGCUGUGCCCCGAAACCCCCAGCAUUGCACUGAGAUUAUUCCAGGUGCCCUCUGAGGAAGACGCUCUGAACUGGUUCCCUCAGUACGCCCUCAAACUCCGCCCAUUCUACGAGACCGCCCGCCCCCAGCUCAAAGCCGAGACGCUGCAGACGCUUGCGGACUGCCUGCGCAAUCAUCCGGACUGGAGCUCUGCGCACAUCGCCGUGGAAACGGGCCUGAGGGACUGCCUGAAGCACAACUACGUCCUGAGCCAGGUCAACAGCCGGGACGGGGCCGGGCAGACCCCCCUGCACCUGGCCUGCGAGCGGGGGGACUUGGCCUGCGUUCGGGAGCUGCUGCUGCACUGCCAGGCGCACACGGACGUUAGGGACCGCAACGGCGACACGCCCAUGCACUGUGCUGCCAAACAGGACUCCGCCACCAUCAUCCAGGCACUGUGUUCCCGCCCCUGCGCUGGUGUGAAUGAACUGAACGUUGCCGGGGAGACGCCGGUGCACGUGGCCUGUCGACUCGGGAAGGCGGAGUCACUGAAGGCACUGAUUGGAGGUGGCGCCAAGUGUGAUGUCACUGGAGGGCAGGGUUACGCCAUCCACUCUGCUAUGAAGUACAGUGAGAAGGGCUGCGCAGAGGCCAUUCUGACUGCGGAGCCUGCGCAGCUGCAGGCAGAGGACGGUAGGUAUGGAGGAACCCCAUUGCACUGGGCCAAGACCGCAGAGAUGGCUAAAAUGCUGCUGGAGAGGGGCUGCUCCGUGAACUACCUGAGCAAAACCGGGGAGAGCCCGCUUCACAUUCUGACCAAGAGGGGGCGCUUCGAGGCCGCCAUGGUGCUGCUCACGAACGGGGCCGACCCCAACCUCCGCGGCCAGGACGGGAACACGGCUCUGCACCUCGCCAUGAAGAUGGAUCACAUGGAGCUGAUAAAGGCUUUCAUUGUCUUCGGGGCCGAUGUGGAAAUCCCCAAUGACCUGGGGGAGACCCCUGGACUGAUCGCCGCACGGACCAGCAAAGGCCCCAACAGAAAGGUUCUGCUCAACAUGCUGUGUAGUGUAGGAGUGGAGCGGUGUCAUCCCCCCUCCCCCGACACCCCUCCCCCGAUCACCAAGAGACCACCUCAGCCGGGCAUAGGAUUUGAGGACAUCAUACAUGUGGCAGCCACAGUUGGGGCUAUAGCUCAUGGCAAAGCAGAGGUGGAUGGUUUCAACAGUGGACGCAGGAAGACGGACAGGCUGCUUUGUCUGGACGGGGGAGGCAUUAAGGGCCUGAUUCUGAUCCAGAUGUUGAUUGCCCUGGAGCGACAGGCCGGCCGGCCGGCGAGAGAGCUCUUUGACUGGGUCUCUGGCACCAGCACAGGGGGCAUCCUGGCUCUGGCCAUAGUGCACGGUAAAUCCAUGGAGUACCUGCGCUGUCUGUACUUCCGGAUGAAGGAGCAGGUGUUCCGAGGGUCCCGCCCCUACGAGUCUGCCCCCUUGGAAGAUUUCCUGAAGAAGGAGUUUGGGGAGAACACCAAAAUGGCCGAUGUCCAGCACCCCAGGGUCAUGGUGACUAGUGUCCUUGCAGACAGACAUCCGGGAGAGCUGCACCUUUUCCGAAACUACGAUCCCCCCGUUCUCACCCGGGACCCCCCGUAUGCCUCCACUGCCACGUUCCAGCCCCUGACCAUUCCCCAAGGAUGGGAGGAUGAGGAUGUGUUGAUAGUGGGCUAUUCACUGGAACCUCCCAAAAAGCGUAGGAAGGUGACAGAUGAAGAGCAGUGCGUCUGGCGUGCAGCCCGGUCCAGCGGCGCCGCCCCCACCUACUUCCGACCAAUGGGCCGCUUCCUGGACGGGGGGCUGUUGGCCAACAACCCAACCCUGGACGCCAUGGCAGAGAUUCACCAGUACAACAAGGGCCUGAGAGCUCAGGGCAGGGGAGCGGAGGUCCAGCGCCUGGGUGUGGUGGUCUCCCUGGGCACAGGGAAGCCCCCCCAGGUGGCCGUGAGCUCGGUGGACGUCUUCCGCCCAACCAAUCCGCUGGAGCUGGCAAAGUCCUUUGUGGGCGCCAAAGAGCUGGGGAAGAUGCUGGUGGACUGUUGCACUGACUCUGACGGCUGUGCAGUGGACCGGGCCAGGUCCUGGUGUGAGAUGGCAGAUAUCAGCUACCACAGGCUGAGUCCCCAGCUGUCGACGGAGGUGAUGCUGGACGAGGUGAGCGACGCGGUUCUGGUCAACAUGCUGUGGGAGACCCAGAUGUACCUGUACAAGCAGCGGGAGCAGAUCCAGGCCCUGGCACAGCAGCUGCUGCAGGGCUGACGGACGGAGGGACGGACGGACGUACAGACAGACGCACGCACGGACGGACGGACGGACGUACAGACAGACGCAUGCACGCACUGACGGACGGACGUACAGACAGACGCAUGUUUGGACGGAUGAAUGUACAGACGGACGCAUGCACGGACGGACGGACGGACGGACAGACAGAGGGGGAGGAAAAGGAGAGGGAGAGGCACGCAAGCAGAAGGGGGGUGGGGGGGGGACAGACAGCUACAGAACACAGACGUGAUUCAUUUGGAGCAGUAUAAUGGUACAAACGAUACAGUUUACAUCGCUGUCCGGAAGCGAAGAGACAGACGUGCACAUUGAAAACGUACGUUGUCGACGUCCCUCUGUCCUCCGUGCGGGUGGAUGAUGGGGACUUGCUAACAGUGUAUACACCUUUUAUCGUAUUUACCUAACUCCUCUGUUUACAAUUGCACUGGGAAGUAGGAAACCGAGAAGAGACUGGUCGUCUGGCGGAGAUUUUUGGGAGUAUGCACGUAGGUCAAAGGUGAAAUGGCUCAAACCCUCGAACUAAUGACGUCUUCCCACCACAUCUCGGUGGCACACAUCAGUCUUUCUCACAAGGUUGCCCUGAUACUUGAGUUACCAUGACAGUGAUGACAAGCUGUUACAGUUGUAUGUACAAAUAAUUUAACAUUGAUAAAUCUGUUAAUAACACAUCGUAAACACACAGGCUGCUUUUGUACUCCCUAUAAGUGUAUAAUCCAGAAACAUCAUUUUUUUGCUGUUUUGGGGUGAAUACAUGUGUCGUUUUAGUUUCGUAAAAUUAAGAAAAACCACUUAAGCUUUGAUACAAUGUGUUCUGGAAAUACUAUUUUUUUUUAUUGUUUUAGUUGUGCUGCUGUAAUGAAGUGAAUAAUAAAUUACUAUAUACAUUAAAUAUGUAUGUGAAAUCAAAA
Messenger RNA from Anguilla rostrata (American eel), 3535 nucleotides. RefSeq names its product phospholipase A2, group VI (cytosolic, calcium-independent) (gene pla2g6). The record is from RefSeq and is a predicted model, not a curated record. The transcript has 18 exons. NCBI's taxonomy places the organism in Eukaryota, Metazoa, Chordata, Actinopteri, Anguilliformes, Anguillidae. Gene Ontology annotation, molecular function: protein binding. Gene Ontology annotation, cellular component: mitochondrion. Gene Ontology annotation, biological process: positive regulation of ceramide biosynthetic process; cardiolipin acyl-chain remodeling. Bases 156 to 2606 code for a protein of 816 amino acids.